CUGCAAGGCAUUGGAGAGGAGUGACCAGUGACAGGCGACAGGAACACAGGAGUACCAUGCCACUUCAGGAGGAGACCCUCCGGGAAGUGUGGGCCUCAGACAGUGGCCAUGAAGAGGACUGGCUGAGCCCGGAGCCCCAGCUGCGCCCCAAGCAGCGACCCAUCCAGGGACAGAAGUUGAGGAAGAAGAAGUCUGAGACCCCUGAGUCUCCAGUAUCCAAGCCCCGAAGAGCUGGAGCUGGGCGCAAGAAGCUCGAAGAGCCACCGGCAGACCCCAUCGAGGCACACACUGCGCCCACAGUCUACGCCAAGUUCCUUCGGGACCCCGAGGCCAAGAAGCGGGACCCCCGGGAAACCUUCCUGGUUGCCCGCGCCCCAGAUGUGGGAGGCGGUGAUCUUCUCUCCAUAGAAGAAGAUUCCGAGGAUUCGGAUGACGAUGAUGAAGAAGAGGAGGAAGAGAGGAAAAAAGAGAAAAGCUCUCUGCCUCCCAGGAAGGCACCCAAAGAGAGAGAGAAGAAAGCCAAGGUCCUAGGUCCGCGGGGGGACCCAGGAAGCCCUGAAGCCCCCCGGAAACUGCCCCGCCCCAAGAAGAAGGAGGCAGGGGAGGGAACCAAGCUGAAAAAGGCAAAGAAGAAAGGAGCUGGGGAGGCUGACAAGGAACCGGAACCCUCAAGGAGCCCAGCAGCCCCGAGAAAGAAGGUCCCAGCAGCCAUGUUCCUGGUUGGGGAAGGUGGCCCGCCUGAGAAGGAUGUGAAGAUGAAAGGGCCUCCCAAAGGCUCAGAGGACAAGAAGAAGGAGGAAGAGGAGGAGGAGGGAGAGGAGGAACCUGCAGCGAUGAGGAACAGCAACCAGAAGGGCAAAGCGAAAGGAAAAGGCAGAAAGAAGGUGAAGGAGGAGAGGGCCCCAUCUCCCCCCGUGGAAGUGGGUGAACCCCGGGAGUUUGUGCUUCAGCCAGCGCCCCAGGGCAAGGCAGUGCGCUGCCGGCUGACUCGGGACAAGAAGGGCAUGGACCGCGGCAUGUACCCAUCAUACUUCCUGCAUCUGGACACGGAGAAGAAGGUGUUCCUCUUAGCUGGCAGAAAACGCAAGCGCAGUAAGACAGCCAACUACCUCAUCUCCAGAGACCCUACCAACUUGUCCAGAGGAGGGGAGGAUUUUGUUGGAAAGCUGAGGUCCAAUCUCCUGGGCAACCGCUUCACCGUCUUUGACAACGGGCAGAACCCACAGCGUGGCGGAGGUGUGGACGUGGGGAGCCUGCGCCAGGAACUGGCAGCUGUGGUCUAUGAAACAAAUGUUUUAGGGUUCCGAGGACCCCGUCGCAUGACUGUCAUCAUUCCUGGAAUGAACUCGGACAAUGAGAGGGUUCCUAUCCGGCCCCGAAAUUCCAGUGAUGGGCUAUUGGUGCGCUGGCAGAACAAGACACUGGAAAGCCUCAUCGAACUACAUAACAAACCACCCAUCUGGAACGAAGACAGUGGCUCCUACACCCUCAACUUCCAGGGCCGGGUCACCCAGGCCUCAGUCAAGAACUUUCAGAUUGUGCACGCUGAUGACCCCGACUAUAUAGUGUUGCAGUUCGGCCGUGUGGCUGAGGACGCCUUCACUCUGGACUACCGGUACCCGCUGUGCGCCCUGCAAGCCUUCGCCAUCGCCCUCUCCAGCUUCGACGGGAAGCUGGCCUGCGAGUGAC
Phodopus roborovskii (desert hamster) is the source of this 1689-nucleotide messenger RNA. It is a transcript of the gene Tulp1, whose product is annotated as TUB like protein 1. The transcript is spliced from 15 exons. Gene Ontology annotation, cellular component: cilium. Lineage: Eukaryota; Metazoa; Chordata; Mammalia; Rodentia; Cricetidae. The record is from RefSeq and is a predicted model, not a curated record. Gene Ontology annotation, molecular function: actin filament binding. Gene Ontology annotation, biological process: protein localization to cilium. Bases 57 to 1688 code for a protein of 543 amino acids.